GUAGGUUAGCAGGGUAGAGAGAGAGGCGAGUGAGGAGGACGAUUCAUACGCGCCAAAACACACAUCGAAGGCAACUUUCAUUUUUGUUGCCAAAGCGAAAAGGGACGCUUUUGAGGCUCUGCCUUGUAUUUAACUGACAAAAUAAUGCUCCCAGUCGGAGCUGUAAAUUAUUAUUCGGUGAGUUGUCUCGCGUUAGCGACUUAGUCCAGUCAGUAUUGCUCCGCACCCUGUGGACUUUGGAAACUAAAUAAACUGCCAUCAAAAUGAGAGCUCAAAUUGAGGUCAUACCCUGUAAGAUAUGUGGCGACAAAUCCUCUGGGAUUCAUUAUGGUGUUAUUACGUGUGAAGGAUGCAAGGGAUUUUUCCGACGCAGUCAGCAGAACAAUGCCAUGUACUCAUGCUCGCGGCAGAGGAACUGCCUGAUCGACCGAACCAAUCGGAACCGCUGCCAACACUGUCGCCUGCAGAAGUGCCUGGCACUUGGCAUGAGCCGCGAUGCGGUGAAAUUUGGUCGGAUGUCAAAGAAACAGCGAGACAGCCUGUAUGCGGAGGUGCAGCGACACCAGCAAUCUCAGGAGCGUCUGCCGGGUUUGGGCAGCGGUCUGGCAUCACGAGACAACGAGGACACGUGUGAAGACAGUGUGAACAGCCGGCCGUACAGCAGUGGGGGCUCCAGUGAUAGCCUCAGUGACUUAGAUGACAUCGCAACGCUGCCCGACGGUUUGCUCUUCGACUUGCCGCUCACCCCAGAGGAGGCGAGGGAUUACUGCGUUCUGGAGAUGCUCGGGGGUGAGACUGGCAGUACAGGAAGUGGAAGCUCAUCCAAUCAGAGUUCUCCAGGGUCUAGCUUUAUUGAUUUGUCUGAAGCAGGAAGGGUGAAACAUGAGGAUAUGCUGCAUGAAAACAGUCUGUUUCCACACUCUCUUCUGGGGUCCCUAUCUGACAACUGCUCUCUAUACGACAUAGAGCGGAUCACUCAAAAUGUUGUGAAUUCUCAUCUGGAGACGUGUCAAUACAGCACAGAAGAGCUGAAGAAAGUCAAUUGGAAUGUCUACACGAAUGAUGAAACUCGCAGCUUUCAGCUCAAGUCUGCAGAAUGGAUGUGGCAACAGUGCGCCCUGCACAUCACAAAUGCCAUCCAGUAUGUUGUGGAGUUCGCCAAGCGCAUCUCUGGAUUCAUGGACCUGUGCCAGAAUGACCAGAUAAUCCUGCUCAAAACAGGAUGUCUUGAAGUCCUGCUGAUCAGAAUGUGUCGCGCAUACAACUCUUCUAAUAACACUAUGUUUUUUGAUGGAAAGUUUGCCAGCCCGCAGCUCUUCAAAGCUCUCGGGUGUGAUGACCUGGUGAACGCCAUCUUUGAAUUGGCUAAAAGCUUGAGUCGUCUACAGCUAAGCGAAGAGGAAAUGGCUUUAUUCAGUGCUGCAGUUCUACUGGCACCUGAUCGGCCGUGGUUGACGCACUCUCAGCAGGUGCAGAAGCUUCAGGAGAAGGUUUAUGUUGCCCUGCAGCACAGCCUGCACAUGAACAGAGCAACCACUGAGAAACUGGACAAGAUGGUGUCCAAACUACCGCAGAUGAAGUCCAUCUGUAACCUGCAUAUUGAUAAGCUGGAUUUCUUCCGCCUGGUGCAUCCGGAGACAGCCUACAGCUUCCCGCCUCUAUACAGGGAAGUGUUCGGCAGCGAGAUCAACUUCCCUGACUCCACCAACCGUUAGAGAGGAAGAAGGAGAGAGAGAAUGAUUGAGGGAGAGAGAGAGUAAAGAAGGGGAAAUUAUGAAAGAAUGUAAAAGGUAGCGGAGAGGAGAAAGAGACUAUUGCAUGUAAAAACAGCUUCUGAAACAAGGCAAUCCAGGGGCAGUCCUUCCCAGUUUAGUGCAGUGUUACAUGUACUGUGUUACAUCACAAACAUGUAUACAUACACACAACUCAAUAUGGGACCUGCUUCCAACACUUUCAUAUACACAGAUGCACAAACAUACACUGCCAAAGGGUCCAACACAAAGGGGCCAAUUUACUAAUCAGUUGCAACAUUUUUGCUGUAUUUCUGCACAAAAUGUUUGUUUUUGUUCUGUUACUGGAUUUGCAUUCUUCCUUAAACAGCACAUGCAGAUUUACAAAGCUAUUAGUGGGCACAAUUCGUUUUUAGUAAAUUCCCCCCAAAGACUUUCAGAUUACAUGCUAUUCUGCAACAUUAUUAUUAUUACCAGAAUUAUUCCUGGAUGUGCUUUCAAGCUGUUUUUAUUUUAUGCAAACACUUUUAAAUACAGAUGAUAGCUUGCAAGGGUCCUUUUUUUUUUGUCCCAACAUGUCGAUGUUUAAGCAUGCCACAAUCCUUUCUGUUCACAAAAAGAUUUAUAAAGGAGUUUUUUUUUUUUUGUAUACAAUGAUUUUAAAAGGAUCAAACUCUCUUCCACAAAGUCCAUCUACCUUCAGUAGAGCACAACACCUUUUUAAUGAAGUUUAAAAAAUAUCUUUCUCCAUCUGUCUCCCACCAAAUCACUCUUUAAGCUUUAAUAUCGCUUUAAAAUUCUCCCUCCUCCCCUUGUUUUUUCACCCUCAGACAAAUCAUGAAUGUACCCCUUGAAACAAUAGCACUUAUUUUAAUUUUUGAGACCGAAUGUACACAAUGCACUUUUGGUCCUGUGUAAUGCUUUCUGUAACUUUAUGAUAAUCCACUCAAACAAAAACGUAAAUGUGCCCAGAUCACUACAAAUGAAGGGACCAAUGUUACCAACACUCUACCAAAGCUGGGAUAAAGGAAAAUGAUAUACUAAGUACAAGUUAAGCCCUAUCAAUGGCAUCUUUUUUUGUUUAUUUAUUUGUAAGCAUGCCACUGUUGGAGCUUAACUUGUAAUUAAUGUGGAAUAUUUCUACAAAACCAACAUAGCUUCAUGACAACACAUAGUAAUUCAUACGAGAUGGCAAAAUCAUAAGAUAUCCUACAAUUUAGGAAAAAUCAUAAGUGUCAUUCAUUGGUAUAUUUUUUUUAUGGGAGUAAAAGUAUUUUUGUACAAGCUAACACAUACAAUUUUUUGUGAUUUCGACAUCUCGCAAGAUUAUUACAGCUUGUCAUGUGACCAGGUUGGUAAAACUAUUUAAACAAACUGAAACUCUAAUGUGCAAUAGAAGUAAGUACAAUCUGAUUUCUUUUUGACCAUCAGACUGGAUAUAAGAACCAACAUGCAGUCAUAGCCAAACAUUUGUUAAUGCAUUAUUUUGUUACUAUUAAAAACAGUAAGCCAUAUGCACACAAUCAUCACUUACACAUUUAUUUAAAUACACUAAUACCUCAGAAUCCGCAGAACAACUUUACUACAUUUUAACAGUUGUAUAGGCUUAAGUUCGCUUUAGAAGAAAACUAUGAUAUUAAUGACAUAUUCACCAAUUAAAAAACUUGACAAAUACCUGUAUGUAGUGUAUUGUUUUUAAGUUGCUCAGUUUUGAAGUUGCUCUCAUUUUCACUUUGUAAACAACUUUUGAAUGCAACAAUGCUUAACGUGACAUGUAUUAUUUUACUUUAACUGCCCAAUAGCACAGAAAUUGCAACAGUAUCAUGUUUUAGGAGUUUGCAAAUUUUUGCAUGACUGUAAUGAAUUGGCGAACGGAACUUCCAGCGCAGUUAUUUCACCGACACAUGCUCUUAUUUGCUCAGGCACAUUUUUACACAGUGUUUGGUGCUGCUCCUUGUUUUUGUUUUUAUUUUUUUUUAUCAUUUUAAUGCAAUGAGAAACCUCAGUCCCACAUCCCCUUUCCUUGAAAAUGCCACUUUAAAAAAAAGAAAGAAAUUGAUGUUCAUUUAAUUUAUAUAGACAUUUCUAAAUAAUUAUUUUGAAUAGGAAUGUAUAUAAAAUAGUAUAUUUAGUCAGAAAAGAGGGAACUAGAGAGAAAAACAAGGAAACGUGGAGCUACGGGAAUGUUCAAAGAAUGUUAGAGCAAACCAGGACUUUUAAAAGCCGUCUUGGGAAUUCUUGGGACUGCAUCGGAAAACAGGACAAGAUAGAUCUACUUUGAAUGGACUUCCGCCCACUUUGUUCUGGAUGGACUUUGCAGGCUGCCCUCCUGUAGCGUUCAGGAUGGAAUGAUUACAGGGGAUGGACAGUUAUUCCGAGCCGAGUUGGAUGGGGCAUGGAAUUUGACACAGCUUUUUCACAAAAAGGCAAAGCAGCUAUGUUUUCUGGGACAUGCACAAAGUUGGGACAGCACUGAUAGUCCCAGCCUGAAUAUGAGAGACCCUUUCUCCUAUAGGAUUAGCUGUUUGGUGACUUUCCCAAUUGGUUUUCAUAGACUGAAAGAAAACAUGAUACAUUUGGAAUGUCAAUCAAAUAACAGUCCCGGAAGUAGAGGGAACUGAUACGCCACAUGCAAACCUAUGGCUUCAGGGAGCCAUGUUUGUGGUUACAAUGAGCACGAAAGUGGUUUCUGUUGUAUUAUUUCGUAAAUUGUUGAUCACCUCUCCUUUCGUCCAUUUCUGUUUCCCAGAUUUUGUCCUUCCAUUCUCCUUUUCCCUACUCGUGCACCACAGUACGACAAAAAAGCUACUCCUUUGAGUCAAGAUUCACAAUAUUGUUGAUACAACUUAUGGUGAUUCUCAAAAAAUUAUCAAUCACAUCCCUGCUGAAUAAACUAUCCUAAAACCAGCCUAAAUUGGUUUUCUGGUCUCCUUAGAUACUUCAGGUUGACCAGUCUUGGAGACCUGCUAGACCAUCCUAAACCAGCCAAGAACAACAAAUCAGGAUGGUUAAGAGAAAUGUUCAUGUCAGAAAUGUUCAUGAAAUCAUGUCAUUUUCAGCAGACUAAAAUGACAUGAUUUGUUCUAAGUCAGUUAUUUUAAGAAAAGAGAAAUGUUCAUGUCUGCCCAACCAUGUUAAGGAAGUCUUGCAUCAAAUAGUGUAUCAUGUCAUUGCUUUAGAAGUUCAAGAAGCUCAUAAAUACAGGAAUUAGAUGCAUGCCUUCCUAUUCAGACAUUUUGUUGUCUCAUUCAGUCACCCUGUAAUACAAUUUGUAUGGUUCCAUGUUCAUUUCGUUUUAUGUAGAAGGAAUGUUUCUGAUGUGUGUGUGUGUAUUUCACAGAAAUAAAUUUAAAAUAAAAUAAAAAUAUUCUCAGGGAGAAUAGCUGGUCUCUGUCUAAGCAGCAUCCUCUGCCGUCUACACACACACUCUCUCUUUGCACCGAAUAGGAGACCCGUACUGUUGAUCACUGUGUCCUGUAGCUAUAUAUAUAUAUAUAUAUAUAUAUAUAUAUAUAUAUAUAUAUUGUGUAUGUCAAUCACAAAGCGUCAAAGACCUUUCCUCUUUCUGCUAAUGUAUUAUUACAGGUUCUUUCAGCCUAAUUUAUAUAUGGCAUAGAAUAUGACUAAAAGAGAGAAAAUGAAAUAAAAUAAA
Xyrauchen texanus (razorback sucker) is the source of this 5382-nucleotide messenger RNA. Its product is annotated as nuclear receptor ROR-beta-like. The record is from RefSeq and is a predicted model, not a curated record. Gene Ontology annotation, cellular component: nucleus. The transcript has 10 exons. Gene Ontology annotation, molecular function: nuclear receptor activity; RNA polymerase II cis-regulatory region sequence-specific DNA binding; zinc ion binding. The coding region runs from base 264 to 1715 and encodes 483 amino acids. NCBI's taxonomy places the organism in Eukaryota, Metazoa, Chordata, Actinopteri, Cypriniformes, Catostomidae. Gene Ontology annotation, biological process: regulation of transcription by RNA polymerase II.